Didymosphaeria variabile is the source of this 1119-nucleotide messenger RNA. RefSeq lists its product as uncharacterized. The transcript has a single exon. NCBI's taxonomy places the organism in Eukaryota, Fungi, Ascomycota, Dothideomycetes, Pleosporales, Didymosphaeriaceae. Gene Ontology annotation, biological process: protein phosphorylation. The coding region runs from base 1 to 1119 and encodes 372 amino acids. The record is from RefSeq and is a predicted model, not a curated record. Gene Ontology annotation, cellular component: cytoplasm. Gene Ontology annotation, molecular function: ATP binding; protein serine/threonine kinase activity.
AUGAACGACUUUCCAAAUUAUUUCAGUAACGGCAUCCAGAACGACACGGACUUCGUUUGGAAGGAGGAUGAAUGGGCCGUGUCCAAAGUCUACAAGAAGGGUGUUAUGAGGAUGGUUCCAGUGGAUUACAACGUCUGGGAGAAGACAUCUUUCAAAUCCAUCGUCAAAAAGAUCGAAGAUGCUGAGGAUGGCACUACGGGCCGAAACCCACCUUGGGAGGUCCUGUGUCUCCAUCGCGUGCCCGACUGCAACCGCAUUGUCAAGCCAAUCCAAGCCUCAUACAAAGGGGUUAAUGGAAACGACUGUCACACGUACAAUUUAAUUUUCAAAGAGUACGAACUGGGUGAUAUGUCCAAAUGGCGCGGCGAGAAGUUCGGAAACAAGCACCCAGCCAAAACCGUCCCAGAAGCCCACUUAUGGCGGUGUCUAGUUCACAUGACGCAAGCUCUCGCCGUGGUCCAUAACCAAACAGGUUCGACACAAAAGCAUCCUGGAACUCUUAUCCAUCGCGACAUCAAGCCCCAGAACAUCCUGGUUGCAGAUAAUGGCAGCGCGUACCCCAGCUUCAAGCUCCACGACUUCGGCCUCUCCAGGGUAGCCUACGGACGAGAAGAUCGCCGUGGACCAGGCUUCUCAGGCACAUACAUCUGGCAACCGCCCGAGAGCCCUUAUAUCAAUACCACCUAUGCUGAUAUCUGGGCAGUGGGCGCACUCAUCCAUUACCUUGCCUUCGGCGAAUACCUGGUUGAGCCAAUGCGCCCCAAUUGGGUGGAUGACCUGGACGAGGAGGACAUGCAUGAAGUGCAGAAGUAUCGUAACAAGUACUCAUCGAGCCACAAUUGGUAUUUGGCGUUGGGUCCGCGUAUCGUGUCGCCGAUCAAUCUGGGUGAAGUGAGUCGUAUUACGAAGGCGGAGGUAAUGUCUUUGGAUAAGCAUAUGUACAAACCAAAGUAUAGCGACCGGCUUAACUACUGGAUGAUGGAGUGCCUAGAGUUCGAUCCGGUGGAGCGGGUCACGGUGGAGCGUCUGAUGAAGGAGAUGAUUCCGGAGGCAAGGGCAGCGCUGUUGGAUUUGGGUGGUGAGAAGGCGCUGACGGACUUUGAGCUCGUGUUUGAAUAG